Ophidiomyces ophidiicola is the source of this 426-nucleotide messenger RNA. RefSeq lists its product as uncharacterized. NCBI's taxonomy places the organism in Eukaryota, Fungi, Ascomycota, Eurotiomycetes, Onygenales, Onygenaceae. The transcript has 3 exons. The record is from RefSeq and is a predicted model, not a curated record. Bases 1 to 426 code for a protein of 141 amino acids.
AUGGCAAGAAAACAAAAGGCCCAGGAAGACUUGGAUGACUCUCCUGUCGCUUCCCGGGGACGCAGCAGAACAAAGUCACUCAAUGGUCGACAACUAAACAUCCGAAAUAAAAAUAUGGGUCCACUGAAGACAUCAGAGAAAUCUGGUAAUAGAUCGAAUAGGGACCUUCGCCAGAAGCUCCACACUCAGCAUAGGGCUUUUGUUCGAAAAAUGAAUGGUGAAAUACAAGAGUCUGUCCGAUUGAAUAGGCCCAUCUCUCUGGAAUAUAAAAAGGUACACUAUACGCGACUGUCAGACCUCAUUAAAAAGAAGGUAGAGAUCGAAGCAAACAUCAUAUCUCAGCUGCAGACGUUGCAGGAUCUCUACGAAGCUGCUGGUAAAGCCACAAAGGCAGUGGUAUUAGCAAGGAUUUCUCGACUCCAGUAG